CACAGGGAUUGCAGCAGCAGCAGCAGCAGCAGCAGCACUGCGAGAUGGAGAUCUCCGCUGCGUGUGUGAGUGCCUGUUCCCGCUGUCACUGCACCGGCUGCCUCUCUCUCAGCACUCCCGCAGCCUGUGAGAGCUGCUCCAGUGGCUGGACGGUACCCUGGCACCCACUGAGUACAUGGAUGAGCAGUGGAUCUACAGGGGAUCUGUGCUAUCUUGUCCUUUGCACCUUUGAUCUGUUUCUCAAGGAAAUAUGGUGAGCAAAGAGGACACCAAAUGCGUUGUUCUCUCAAAUUCAGAUGAAUCGGAUUCAGAAACAGUUCCCUCACACAGCAUUGACGCACAGUCCGGCUCCGAAUCUGGCAAACAGCAGGUGAAAAAAAGAAACAAGGCUUUACAAGUGCGUUUUAAGGAUAUCUGCGAAGCUCAGAAAGAGCAUCGUGCCAGACGCUCCAGGUCCAUUUCCUGUAAAGUUACCCACAGAAAGUACAUGACAAUGCCUGCCCGGCGAUCUAUUCCUAACGUGACCAAGAGUACUGGUGUCCAGACUUCACCAGAUCUUACAAAACGGUACAAGACUUUCCCAUUUGAAAGGAAAAAAGGACACACCUUUAAACAUGCUGCUUUGGUGGAAGAGUACAGAGGACAAAACAAUGGAUUUUUGAGUGACAUAAAAGCAGUAGGAGAUGAUGGACAACCUACUGGGGAGUCAUCUAAGUACAAGGGUAAGAUUGUGGGGCAGACAAAAGCACUGCUUCACCACACUGAUGACAGCAGUGAUACAGAGGAUUUGCUUUCCAGUGCCAACUGUGUGGAUGGACCCUCACAUUUCUCAGAAGAGGGUCAUCCUACCAGCUCUCCUUCCAAAAGUGAACCAGAAUACAAGGUUUGUGGGACAAGGACCAAACACAAAGGAUUACCCAAAGAAGACAUGGAUGCCGGCACUUCCUCAAAGCGCCAGCUAGCUGACUCAGAGUUUUCGCAGGACAAGCCAAAGGGCACAGGCCCUGUUGCAUGGAACUCUUUGACACAGGUGGAGUCUUUAGGAAGCCCCUCUGUGAGCUGUAAACGGAAAAAGGAUACACAGCUAAAUGAGCAGCAGUCUCAGACACUUCCCCAUAGUGCCAAAUGUUCUUUAAAGUCGCAAGGGCAGUGUCGGACAAGGCAUGUGUCAGCCUCCUCUAAACUCCAGCGAACACAUGGGGGUGACGAGGGCUUUCCUCUAGGAGCCACGGGCAUCGGGAGCAGCCAGCAGAUAAUAACCUUAUCUGGAGACAAGGAUAUCAAAGCACAGCUGCAGGCCAUGGAGAGUCUCAUCAGUUCAAGCCAGGAGACCAUCAAGGUCCUUCUUGGAGUUAUUCAGGAGCUGGAGAAAGGUGAAGCUCAGAGAGAGGGGCUCUCCUACCGAACAGGACAAGACACAGCAAAUUGUGACACUUGUCGAAACAGCGCCUGCAUCAUUUACAGUGUCGAGCUGGACUUUAAGCUGCAGGAGGACAAGCUACAGCCUCUGAUGAAGAGACUUUGUCCCCUGGACAGCCAACAGUGCCCUGCUCUGCCUUACUCCAAUGAAGUUUUCACAUCUACUCCGAAACGCAAGUCGAAGACAGAAUCCAAAAAGCAUGCUCGAUGGAAACUAUGGUUCCUCUAAAUAAAACCUGAAGCCUUUGGAAACGACCAUUUUCUUGGGCACGUUAAUACCCCUGUUAUUCUCAAAAUUGCUGAAGGAAUAUUCAGAUGGGGUAAUCAACACAUGGGAAUGGAAACCACGUGAUUUAAGGUUCUGUGUUGAGAUUCCACACCAUGUCACCUGGGGACUUGAGACCAAAAAAAUAAAAAAUAAAAACAUUUUAGAUUCAGUCUUACCUUUUCUGGCAUGUUUGCUGGACAGGAUCGACACACAUCUGCAAAAACUAGGUGAGCUUUGACAUACAUUUUUGCGCAUAUAUUUUUAAAAUCUGUGUAAAAAUGGCCGUUAUUCACGUACUGGCUCAAUGCACCUCUCACUUUAUAUUGAAAUCUCUUUGUUUCACCUUCCAAUGAAUGCAAUGCACUUUGGUCUUUUCCCCUUAGAGUAUAUUGCUUGGCAACAAGAGGAGGAGCCAUGUGGAGGGUCUUUUAAUGGGUGAAGCUCUAAUCUUUAAACGGACAUCAGCCCCCCAUCCCCCACUUCCUGAAAGCACAAACAUUUGACUUUUGAGAGAAGCAUGUGUAAAAGACUGAAACGCUAUAUGACUUUAUGUCAGCGCUGUUCUUAUAACCCCUACUAUCCCCUCCUGUUCCUCCUUAUCUGUUAGCAUACUGUGUAAUUUGUUUGUCUGACAGAACAUCUCCUUGCCUUUGCUAAUAACUCCUCCUUGUCCUUCCUCUUAUUGUAACACCUUUAUCUCUUUCUCUCUUUUGUAGCUUUUUAUUAAGCUUAUGGUGCAACUGACCAUCUUUGCUUUAGUCAUUCUGUCAUUUUCUGUUCUUGGAGUGACACGAAAUAUUCAGAGUGUAUACUUUGGAAUAUGUUCAUCUUUAUAGCAAAGUACUGUGAAAUGAAUUUUUAAAAAUAUGUAUGUUUGGGCCCCUCCUCUUGAAGCAGGUACAAUAGAUAAAAAAAUACAGUAUUCUGGGUUAGAUUUUUUUAAACAGCAUAUAUAAUGUUUUGACUACUUGUAUGGCAGAGUAUUUUCUAUGAUAACACUGUUUGCUUUUUAUUUUGAGUAUUUCUUUAUUGGCUUGUUUUGUUUAACAGUUCAGACAGAAAGUAAAAGCUAUUUUGACAUUUCUCUUGAGUCCAAGAGUUUGUCUUGGCUCUCAGUCACAGCAAAGAUGUGAAAUCUUGAAACUAAUACAUUUUAAGCCACUUGUCUCAUGUCCAGUUAGCUACUUUAACAAUCCAACUGUUGUUUUGUAACAUUUAUUUAUCCUCAUCAAUUUAGUAAAAUGGGAAAAAAAAUAACUUUUGAACGCCAAACACAUGUCCACCAACCCACACAAACAACUGUGCACUGAACUUGCAGCAAGAGCAGAAGGGCUAUAUACAGUGCUAAAGAAGUAAUGGUAGCAAUCUUACAGCAGAAAGGACUUGUGUCCACCAGCUUUGGUCAACUAGGGGAAAAAAACAGAAAUAAAACACAGAUGAUGUAGCAAUGACACUAAACUUGCACGCUUUUAUAAAGCAGGCAUUUAUUAAAUUCCUUUAGUCACUUCAUAACAGCAGCUGUCAUGUAAAUAAUUGAAUGGAAUUGUACAAGAAUUGUCAGGUAGACUCUCACUGGCCUCCCAUUGUUAGAUUACACUGUAGAUUACAUUAUUCAGGUCAACAAUCUCCAUGCAAAGAUCUGUACCUUGGAAAAGUGCAAUUUAGUGAUUAUGUGCAAUAUUAUGCAUUUUUCUACUGUUUCUACAUCACAAUUAAAACAUUUUCAAAUGAA
Messenger RNA from Pundamilia nyererei, 3419 nucleotides. RefSeq names its product inhibitory synaptic factor 2Ab (gene insyn2ab). The record is from RefSeq and is a predicted model, not a curated record. The transcript is spliced from 5 exons. Gene Ontology annotation, biological process: inhibitory postsynaptic potential. The coding region runs from base 251 to 1648 and encodes 465 amino acids. Gene Ontology annotation, cellular component: postsynaptic density. Lineage: Eukaryota; Metazoa; Chordata; Actinopteri; Cichliformes; Cichlidae.